AUGUUGAAGGUGCAAAUCAAAACGAUUCAGCAACAGCAGUUCGAGGUGGAGGUUCCAGAUACCGCCACGGUACUUGAUGUGAAAAAGAAGGUCGAGGCACUGCGUAGCGAGAAUGUCGCUUGGCAGAAGCUCAUCUUCGCUGGAAAGAUUCUCGCGGAUGAUGCCAAGAUCAACACCCUCAACAUCAAGCCCACCGAAUUCCUCGUCCUUAUGGUGAGGAAGCCCAAGGAAGCCAACGUCGCCGCCCCUGCGCCCGCCGCCCAGCCUGCCGCCGCUGCCACUCCCGCUCAGCCAACUCAAACUGCCGCCCCCACUCCUGCCACACCCGCCGCCGCCGAGCCGCCCCGGCCCGCUCAGCCCAGCAGCGGCGGAUCGAUCGAAUCCGAGGCCGCAUCGGCUCUCGUGACCGGAUCCGACUUCGAGGCCAUGGUGAGCAACAUCAUGGAGAUGGGUUUCCCUCGCGAGGAGGUCCUCCGUGCGCUUCGCGCCAGCUUCAACAACCCCAACAGAGCCGUCGAGUACCUCAUGACCGGCAUUCCCGACAUGCCUGCUCAGGCGCCCGCUAGCCCGGCCGCUGAACGGGCAGCUGCCCCCGCUGCUGGUGGCGAGGGUGCCGCCGAGCCUGGUUCUCCUCCCGCUGCCGGCGGCGAGGGUGCCGGUGAGGGAGGCAUCUCUCUGCCCUCGAACCUUCUGGGCGCCCUGAUGGGCCAACAGGGCGGUGCCGGCGGUCACUUCGAGUGGCUGCGCCAGCACCCGCAGUUCAACCAGAUCAAGGCCAUGGUGCAGCGCAACCCGCAGCUCCUCGGCCCGCUCCUCCAGCAGCUCGGCCAGCUCAACCCCCAGAUCCUCCAGAUGAUCGGCCAGCACCAGGCUGAGUUCAUGGCCCUCCUCAACGAGCCCAUCCAGGGAGGCGCUGGCGGCGCGCCUGGUGGUCCCGGCGGUGCUCCUCCCGGUUCCAACUACAUUCAGGUCACCCAGGAAGAGAAGGAGGCCAUCGACAGACUGCAAGCCCUCGGCUUCGAACGGCAUGUGGUCAUCGAGGCGUUCUUCGCUUGCGACAAGGACGAGCAGGUCACCGCGAACUACCUCUUCGAUCAUGGCCACGAGCUUGAGAUGGACGAGGACGUCGACGAGGGCUUCGGUGGUGAGGGCGGCGAGGGUGGCGAGGGUGGUGCCCCCUAA
Messenger RNA from Acanthamoeba castellanii str. Neff, 1182 nucleotides. RefSeq names its product Rad23, putative. The coding region runs from base 1 to 1182 and encodes 393 amino acids. The record is from RefSeq and is a predicted model, not a curated record. Gene Ontology annotation, cellular component: cytosol; nucleoplasm. Gene Ontology annotation, biological process: nucleotide-excision repair; proteasome-mediated ubiquitin-dependent protein catabolic process. Lineage: Eukaryota; Discosea; Longamoebia; Acanthamoebidae. The transcript has 5 exons. Gene Ontology annotation, molecular function: damaged DNA binding; ubiquitin binding; proteasome binding.